Molecule: messenger RNA, 7324 nt
Organism: Bursaphelenchus okinawaensis
Lineage: Eukaryota; Metazoa; Nematoda; Chromadorea; Rhabditida; Aphelenchoididae
Source: the annotation of a GenBank genome assembly
AUGAAGAUAUAUGUAUAGUGAAUGUUUGUCUUUAAGUUUGGAUUGGAUUUUUGAAGUGUGGAAUAUUGUUUUUAGAUUUAUUACGUAAAUUUAGGCAUAGAUUACAAUUUUAGGCUUAACACAGGAUUUCAGGCUUACGAUUAGCGUAAAAAGUAGAGGUUUUUCGGGUAUAAAACGUCACUCGCAACCUGCAGAGUUCGGGCGCGCGCCUGCUAAAAACAAAUGUAAUUGGAAAUCGUGAUCUUUACAAGUUUUUUCACCUCUUUAUCACUGUUUUUGAAUGAAAUUAAUAAACUUUGAAUAAAGAAGCUGUAUCCUUACAUUUUGUGAAUUGUCUAAAAUUAUAGGGCGGAUCGUCGUUCAUUAACCAUUCUCACUCGCCGGUUCAUUUGUCAGUUCAGGUCGCAACGCCUGUUUUGGUGUGGAGCGUCGGUUCGUGGCAUCGUAACUCCCGUUUUACACCGAAAUAGUGGUGUUCAUUGUGUUAGAAGAAUUUCUUUAACAAGCGGUAAGUUUUUGUUGAAUAUUUUCUGAUUUUAGGAUAUUACAUUUGAGAUCAGGUAGUAUACCUCGGUAAAACAACAAUAUCUCAAAGAUAACAAAAUGUUUUGGUCUGCACUUUUGUGAUAAGCUUAAAAAGGGUCUUGUAAACAUUUUAAAAAGAUUAAUUGUUGUUGUUUCUACGAAACAUUUUAUCAGUUACAUUUUUUAUCUACUAAAGCUGUUAUUGUUCAACAAUCAUUUAUUUUUAGUCCAAAACAAGAUGGUGGAAGGACAAUUGAUUAACCAAGUUGGGAAGGAUUUGGAAGGACCAUUUCCUUCUCAAAAUUUAAUACCCAAAGUUUUAACUCAACAGGUUUGUUUUAAAUUUGAGUUUAUAUUAUAGUUGAUCGGCUGGUCGAAAAUAAAUUAAAAUGGUUAACUUAUAGUUAUAAAAAGUAUAAUUGCUUGAUUUUAGGUACAAUUCUUGAAAAAAUAUCCCGAAUACGAUGGUAGAAAUGUAGUGAUCGCGAUUUUGGACACGGGUGUGGAUCCAGCACUGCCGGGAAUGCAGGUAAUGGUCUAUCAUUAAUUUUUUGAGUUUUAGGUAUCGAAACGGGAUAAAAGUGUCAAGAAUUUGUUGUGAAACGAAAGAGUUAUAUCUACUCUACUAUCAAGCGAAAGAUUAUGUGUAUCGAACAAGUUAAUUAAAAGUUUACACCGCUAAUAACUUAUAUUAUAGUAUACAUCAACUGGCGAACGAAAAGUGAUCGACUGUUACGAUAUGAGUGGAGCUGGAGAUGUCGAUACAUCAACUGUGAAGAAAGUAGAAAGUGAUGGUACUAUUACUGGUUUAAGCGGUCGAAAAUUAAAGGUAAGAUUUGAUUUUAAAAGCUUUUAUAGAAGGAUAAUGUUACUAUAGGCAUUAAGAGCUGACAUAUAGAAGAGAGAUAAAUAUAGUGAAUAAUUUAAUCAUUUUAGAUCCCUGAAAAAUGGAAAAACCCAUCUGGAAAGUAUUAUUGUGGUAUCAAGCCACUGUAUGAGCUUUACCCCUCUGGUUUGGCUUCUCGGAUCAUGGUAAGGUUUUGACUUAUAUUAUCUUUGAUUUUUAGGUAAAAGAUCAAGGGAAAUUGUUAAGAAUUGUUAGAGGAGAGUUCUUACUUUGAUAUAAGUGUAAAAAUAAUUUUUAAGACUUUUGUUUUGACAUGAAAAGGGCUGUAUAUUAUUCAUGAGUUAUAUAUGGUCAUGGUUAACAUAAAAUGAUCUUUUAUGAAAAGGUUGACAAAAAUUUAGAGUAAAUAUGCAUAAAUAUAGUCGAACAAGGUGUUUACUACAUUAGUUGUUUAAAAACUGGAUUAACAGGCGUUAAUAAAUAUUUUUGGAUAUUAACAUAGACUAGUCUGAUAUUAAAAUAGCCUAAGCUUAUGUGAACGUAUUGUAGAUUUUUAUAAAAAUAACAUCUAAUUACAAACAAAAUGACCUAAACUACCUUUUUCAGAAAGAAAAAAAGGAAGAAAGCCUGGAUUCGGAGCAAAACCUGGCAGUCGCCGACGUCUUAAGACGAAUCCAAGAACACGAAAAAGAGGUCGGCGGAACGUCCGAGCAUUUGAAAGACAAGCUGGAGCGAGAGAAUUUGAAUUAUCAGUUGGAAUAUCUGCGAUCGUUCGAAAAACAAACCGACGUUGGCCCGAUCGCCGAUUGUUUGGUGUGGCACGAUGGAGAUAAGUGGUAUGCCUGCGUUGAUACCUCUUUUCGAGGAAGGCUGGGCAUGUGCACGGUCUUGACUAACUACAGGGAUUCAAAGGAAUACGCGUUUUUUACGGAUAAAGGUAAGAUAUGAUUUUUUUGGGCUGGGUAUUUAGAGAUUUUGAUCAUUUUGUUUGCGACAAAGAGAAUUUUUUUUGAAUUUUAGGUAACAAAAUAUAUAUAUUUUCUUAAUUUUAAAUAAUACACGUGAUUUUUUGCUAAUUUUAGAUAACAAAAAAUGAUUUUUUAAAUUUUGGCUUAUAAAAUAUAAUUUUUGAUAAUUUUAGGUAACAAAAAAAUAAUUUUUUAAUUUUACUAAAAAUUUUGAUAAUUUUAGGUAAUACGAAAUACUUUUUACGAUUUUUUUGUAAAUAUUUUGAUUUUUUUAUUUUUAAGUGAUAAAAGUGAUUUUUUAAAAUUUUAUAUAAAGAAUUUGAUCUUUGAUCAUUUUAGGUAACAAAAAAUUUUUUUUAAAAAAUUUUUAGUAACAACUUUAAUUUUAGAUUAUUUUUGCGCAUUUUUUGUAAAUAUUUUGAUUUUUUUUCAAUUUUACUUAAAGAAUUUGAUUUUUGUUAAUUUUAGGUAAAAAAAAAUUUUUUAUUGAUUUUCUAAAACUUUAACAAUAAAUAUCACUUUUUUUUAAAUUUCAAAAAUUCCAGACAAAUUCACAUACACAGUAAACAUUCACAACAGUGGAAAGUUGCUGGAGAUUGUAGCUUGUUGCGGAGCUCACGGAUCUCAUGUUGCUCACAUUGCCGCGGCCAAUUAUCAGGACGAGCCAGAGAAGAACGGCCUGGCUCCAGGAGCAAAAAUUAUAUCCUUCUGUAUUGGCGAUGGUCGGCUUGGAUCUAUGGAGACUGGACAGGCUUUGACUAGGGCGGUAAGGCGAUUUAAAAGGUGUUUGGGGUGGAUUUUUAUGAUUUGUGGGGGUUUUGGAUAAGAUUUUUUUGAGGUUUUUAGGUGGUUUUAGGUCAUUUGUGAGAUUUAAAAUGAUUUUUUUUUAAUUUUCGACUUUUAUUUGGCUAUAAAAUUCUUAUUUUAGCUCAAAAAGUGCUCUGAACUAGGCGUAGACGUGGCCAAUUACUCAUACGGUGAGGCCGCCCGAUUCCCAAAUGCCGGUCGAAUCAUUGAAGUUCUUAACGAUACUGUUUACAAAGACGGAGUAACCUUUGUAUCAUCAGCAGGCAACAAUGGACCAGCCUUGUCGACUGGUGGUGCACCAGGAGCAGCUUCUUUGGCCGCAAUCUCAGUUGGAGCAUACAUUCCACCAGAGGGCGUAGACCUGUUGUAUGGUGCCAGAACGAAACAUGAUGCCAACUUGUACCCAUGGAGUAGUAGGGGACCAGUGUGAGUUGUUUUGACGGUAGAUUGGAAGCUAUUUUGACUGUUGGGCGUGGUUUUUGCGAAAUGAGGGUUUCUCGAUAUUGUAGUAGGUGAGGAUGGGUAUAGAUGGUAAUUUUAAAGUUUAAUGAGGUCAUUUCGGUAAACUUUUGAUGUUUUAGUGGGCAGUGUAAGAUAGCUAUGAUAUCUGGGCAUUUUUUACAAGGUUUUAUCGUUAGGUCAAAUUAAAAAUGGCAGUGUUAUGGCUAAAAAUUGUAGAAAAAUUUGCGAUUUUUUUGGCGUUUUUUGAAUUGUUUUGUAAAAUACGACAAUUUUUGUAAAGAUUUUAAUGCCUUGUAGUAGUCCAAUGUAUAAAGAAGUUUUUUUCAGACCAGACGGAGCUAUCGGAGUCAACGUUUCAGCUCCAGGCGUGGCGAUAGCCGGCGUUCCAAAGUACAAACUUCAUGGUGUGGAACUGAUGAAUGGAACUUCAAUGUCAUCCCCCAAUGCCACCGGUAAUGUGGCCUGCUUAAUGUCAGCGUUAAGAGCAACCAACGUACCAAUUUCACCAUAUCGUAUCAAAACGGCACUGGAAAACACGGCUCAUAUGCCGCAAUCGACCGAUAUUACCCCUCUGGACAUUGGAAGUGGCCUAUUACAACUUGAAGAUGCCUUUAAUUGGUUCAAGAAUGCUGACUCGAUUCCAGACAGUAUUUCAACAGUAAAAGUUACAGUAUCCGAUGUGACUCAAAGUGCGAGCGAACAUGGAAAGUACGGUGUCUACCUACGAGAAGCCUACCAAACGCAGAAGGUAUCGGACUACGUGGUUACAGUAUCCCCAGAGUUUAAAUUAUUGUCUUCGAAUGAUGAGAAGAUUGACUAUUCAAGAAAUAUCAAGUUGGUAUCAAAUGUGGACUACCUGGAUCAUCCUCAAGUCAUGGUCAUGACCAAUCAAUCAAGCAACUUCCAGUUGAGGGUGGACCCGACCAAGUUGGGUGUUGGGGUGAGUAUGGCAUUUUUAUGGGGUUGGAGGUUUGGUAUGGUGAUGUAGGAGAGCUUUGGAUCAGUAUGGUACUAUAUGGGUUUCGGAAUUUUUUUGGUACUAUAGAUGGUUAGUAUGGUGCUAUAGAGGUUCUAUGAGUUAGUACGGUACUAUAUUUGUAGUGUUAUGUCAGUAUCAUACAUACUAUGUGGGUAUAUUGGGUCAGUAUGUUGCUAUAAGAGUACUAUGGGUUAGUACGGUAUUAUAUAAGUACUGCUGGGCUAGUGUCAUACUGUGUAGGUAUUUUGGGUCAGUAUUGUGCUAUAUGGGUAUUCGGGUCAGUAUGUACUUAUUUUGCAAUGAAAAUGAGCAUUUAAAAUUUUUUUUUUGAAUUUUUAAAAUUUUUGAAUUUUACCUAUUUAAUUUGGUCUCUAUUUCAGUGUCACUUUACCGAAAUCUACGGAAUCGACGCGGACCGACCACAGCUAGGCCACCUAUUCAAGGUCCCAAUCACCAUAAUCAAACCAAUCAUAUUAUCACAAAGCGAUGACUUUAAACUCAAACAAUCGUAUGGAAUCGAACCCGCCAAACCCCUGAGAAUCUUUGUCAAAAACCCAGAAGGAGCUCAGUACCUGAAGCUGAAACUGAAAACCACCAAUCCUGAAACGGUGUCGAAACUAUACCUACAUGUAGUCGAUCAAACCCCAGCCUACUCGUACAGAGAACGCGAAAUGAACAAGGUCGGUCGAAAAAAGAAAUCCCGCAUUGUCAGUUUAUUUUUGAUAAGGUUUGGGCAUUUUGGUAGUGGUUUUUAGGGGGUGGUUUGAGGAAAAUCUUGGUUUUUAGGUAGGGUUUUAGGGAAAAAAGGUUAAUUUUUAGGUAUAUUUUUGAAAAAAAGGUUAAGUUUAGGUAUAUUUUGAGCCAAAAAAGGUUAACUUUUAGGUAUAUUCUGGGAAAAUAGGCCAAUUUUAGGUAUAUUUUGAACAAAAAAGGUUAAUUUUAGGUAUAUUUUGAGAAAAAAAGCUAAUUUUUUUAAUUGCUAAUGGAAUCUUAUCGCUUUUCAUGUUAUAGUUUUGCGCAUUAGAGCCAGGCAAUGAACACGUAUUUUACAAAAGGGCGGCCGAAGGACGAACGACCGAUAUCACCAUGGUUCUACAAUGGAACAAUGUGGAACGAAAGGAGAUUGUGGAUCUCGAACUAAGCUAUCAUGGUCCUAAAUCGGAGAUUCCGUUGUGGGUAGGUGAUUGAAAUGGCAAAAAUUUUAAAAAAUUUCGAAUUUUGGGUCAUUUUUAAAACCACCUCUAUUUUAGUACACAAACCAAGCUGCCCAUGCUCUGAAAGUUUCAAACGCUUUGAGGUACGAGACCCUAGCACCAGCCGUCUCGCUAACCCACUGCCGGCACAGUAUCAGAGCAACCGAAGCCAAAGUGGCACCAUUAGGCCCAAGGGACCUGUCUCAUGAUGGAAUUCAAAUGUUUGGACUUUAUUUGACAUAUAAGUUUAAUGGUAAGAAAAAAUUGACUUGUUUUCUUGUAAUUUAUGAACGGGUCCUCUUGCGUAAAAUGGGAUAAAAUGUUAUUUUUUGGGCUUAAAAUGGAGCAAAAGGUGCUUUCUGGGCCUAAAAUUAGUUAAAAUGGUAUUCUUUGUAUGUAAAAUGAGGUAAAAUGCUCCUUUUCGGUCUAAUAUAAUGUAAAAAUGGACCGUUCAUAUCUAAAAUAAGGUAAAAUUUCAUUGUUUUCAGUGUCAAAGCCUGCCGAAUACUCGUUCUGGCUACAAGAACUAACGGACUACCUCUAUGAAAACCCAUUCGACUGCAUUCUUGUCCAUGUUUAUGAAGGAAGAAGGUUCAUUCAUUCGAGUUCAUCAUUUCCACAGAGGGUAAGAAGGCUUUGAAAUGAUGUUUUAGGUCAAUAUAGUGAUUUUUUAGAUGAAAAUUGGGAAAGUUUUGAUGUUUUUUGAUUGUUUUUGGCCUUGAAAGUUGUAAAAAGUUAUAAUUUCUGCUGUUAAAUUAGAUUUAAAAAUCAGUUUUAAUCAAUGAAGUAUCAAUCAUAAUAUAAAAAUCAAUUUCAGUACUACAAACGCCUAAACAAGGGCGAUCACCGCGUCAAAAUCCAAAUCCGCCACAAGAACGAUCAACUCCUCGAGAAGUUCAAAGACUCAGUCCUCGAACUCCGAUGGAAACUCGCCUCACCAAUCACCAUCGACUGCUACAGAACCCACGCCGAAGCCGUGAAAUGCGACGGCAAAAAAGUAACAAGCCUACCGAUGCGGCCAGGCCAACAAACCAUGCUCUACUUUGCCCCAAUCCCCGAGGACAAACUCCCAAAAGGCAUUCAUUCAGGCGACGUCAUCAGCGGAUAUUACACUCUAACAGCCGACGAAACCGCCAAGAAAUCGGUACAGUAUCUGGCGUUGAUGAAUGUCAGCGAAAACAACACGAAAAAGAUUGGCAAAGCCUUGAGUACAGUAGUUGUGGAGGCAGGAAAAGAAAAGGAAAAGUCAGCGGCCGAAAAGUACGAGGAAAGUGUCAGAGAUCACAAGAUUAAGUUGUUGUCAGGAUUGAAAGAUGCUGAACUAGCUGAGAAGGUCUACAAUGAAUUGUUGGAGAAACAUUCGGAGCAUUUGCCACUGCUGAUUGCACAACUACAGAGAAUCCAAAGCGAAAAGAAGAAGGAUAUAGGAAGAGUGAAUGAAAUCGUACAAAGAGUUUUGGACCUCGCUAAACCGGCCGAAGUAUUACAGUUCUUUGGAGGCAAAAUCGAGGAAAAUGAAGAGGAAUUGAAGAAAAAGAAGUGA